GGAGCUUCGGGCGUGAACAGACCCACCUGUCCACCGUCAGCAGGACGCCGCGGCGGCACUUCGUGUUGGAGCGCGGACGGCAGUUUCCAUGGAUACCAGGACGAAAUACAUUUGUACCUGCGCCCUAGGAGCGGUGACACUCAUCUUCUAUCUCUGCUUUGGGUGGAACCCCAGGAGCAGCCCAACCGAAGCCCCAGAUCCUGGACCAUAUCAUGUGGCCUACCCACGGAACUACAGGUUCAUCAUGGACGACACGGCCACGUGUCGCACCAGGACCCCUUUCCUGCUCCUCAUGGUUCAAGUUGCAACGGCUGACGUCGCGGCUCGGGACUCCAUCCGCAGGACGUGGGGAAGCGAGAAACAGGUUCUGGGUCAGCUGGUGGAGACUCUCUUCGUACUGGGCCUACCCGGGGGAGCUGACGCCGAGCAGCAGCAGGAGAAGCUCCGACAGGAGAACCUGCAGCACCGCGACCUGAUCCAGAGUAACUUCCAGGACACCUACCGCAACCUGACCAUCAAGACCAUGACGAUGCUGGAGUGGCUGGCUGCGCACUGCGCCGAGGCUUCCUACGUGGUGAAGAUCGACGCCGAUAUGUUGCUGCACGUCCCCAACGCGGUGAAACUGCUGCUGAAUCCCGGCACGGCCAAACAGAACUACAUGACUGGUUUGGUGUGGUGGCACAGCCCGGUUUUAAGAAACCCAUUCAACAAGUUCUACAUACCGGAGAAGGUGAUGGCCGAGCCCGAGUACCCGCCGUAUCCCCUGGGCAUGGCCUACGUCAUGUCCCUGGACCUGCCCGCCAAGAUCCUGGCCGUCGCUCCUCACAUCAAACCCAUCUUCAUCGAGGACGCCUACCUGGGGAUGUGCCUGAAGCGCCUGGGCAUCUCCCCCACCGACCCUCCGGAGGACACCAUGUUUAUCGUGGACCCCAAGCAUCCUCUGAGCAGCUGCAGCCUUUCUAAGGUCAUCGCCGUGACAACGACAAGCGUCCCACAGAUGGUGAGCUACUGGGAGAGGAGCAGACAGCCAGACGCUCAAUGCUGAGCCUUUCUGGUGGGUUACCAGGACAACUUUAUCUGGAAGAGCAGGAUUUGUCGGCUGUCACGGAGUUACAAUCCGCUCAUCUUCUUCCUCUUUGGUUUUUAUUUGUGGGAUUACUGCGUCAUUCGUUGUUAAUAUGCACGUGUUGGCGGCUCGUCUUCCUCUCCUCGUCUUUGAUAAAAGGCUUUCCUCCUCAUUUAGUAAGAGAAGCCUGAAGGCAAGAAACGGUGCCGUGAAACCAAUGAGGUGUUUUCUUCCCGUUUCCACAUGCUGCACUUCAGCAGCAGGAGAUCCAUCACAUGUAGUUCAGAUUUGUUGUGUAGAAUCUAAAGAUAUUUGUGAGCUUUUGUUAAAAUGCGUUGAAUGUUUUACGUUUGAAUGGGAUUCGUGCAGCCGCGGGCGAUUUAUGCGACUCCGUUAGAAGUGACUUUUCCGUCCCACGGCGCCGACCUUCCCUCCCAGUGUCGGUGGACGACGCCGUCCUUCGCCAGUGCUUUGAUUUAGGGAAUGCUGGCGAUAACUGGUGACCCUGAAUGCCUCCUGUUGCUGUUGAUGGAAGCUUUCAGUCGCUUUGAGAUGGCUGGACUAAUUAUCUGACUCAGUCGCCUGGAUCUGAAGCAACAUUAAUGGAGGAUGACGUCGGCUGGACGAGGUUCAGAUGGGAAAGGGUUGAUUGAUUUGUUGGAAGGUUCUUCUGCUCAUUCCAUCUUUAAAUGUCUGCCAUGUUCUUUCCCUCAGUGAUCUCAAUAAAGCACCAAAACUCUCCUAUGAAA
This is a messenger RNA of Gasterosteus aculeatus aculeatus (three-spined stickleback), 1815 nucleotides long. RefSeq names its product beta-1,3-galactosyltransferase 5. Gene Ontology annotation, molecular function: N-acetyl-beta-D-glucosaminide beta-(1,3)-galactosyltransferase activity. Lineage: Eukaryota; Metazoa; Chordata; Actinopteri; Perciformes; Gasterosteidae. Gene Ontology annotation, biological process: protein O-linked glycosylation. The record is from RefSeq and is a predicted model, not a curated record. Gene Ontology annotation, cellular component: Golgi membrane.